Molecule: messenger RNA, 393 nt
Organism: Anoplophora glabripennis (Asian longhorned beetle)
Lineage: Eukaryota; Metazoa; Arthropoda; Insecta; Coleoptera; Cerambycidae
Product: general odorant-binding protein 83a-like
Exons: 2
Coding region: 1-393 (130 amino acids)
Biological process (GO): sensory perception of smell
Molecular function (GO): odorant binding
Source: RefSeq, a predicted model, not a curated record
AUGAAUACAGUUGUCCUAUUUCUAUUUCUAUGCAUUAUAUCUUUCUCUGCAGUUCAGUGCUCCAUAGAAAAAGAACAGGAAGCCUAUCACUACGAAUGCGUCGCUCAGACAGGUGUAGAUCAACUAAUAAUUAUGAAGGCAAUGGGAGGAAAUUUUAUAGAUGACUCAAAGUUCAAGUCGUACCUGCUCUGCUUUGGAAAGAAAAUGGGAGUCCACAAUAACGCGGGAGAUAUUCAAAGGGACGUCAUGAGAACAAGACUAAUGGAAAUGGUUCCUGAAGAGGCUAUAGUUGAUAAAAUGAUGGAAUGUGCUGUCAACAUAGGCACCCCAGAAGAUACUGCAUUCGAAGGUUGCAAGUGCUUGUAUGCAAUUAAGCAGCAGUUAGUCAAUUAA